AUGAGAAAUCACACAAUAAUAACAACAUUCAUCCUACUGGGACUUACCGAUGACCCACACCUGCAACUUCUAGUUUUUAUCUUUUUAUUUCUCACAUAUAUUAUGAGUGUUGCUGGCAACUUAACCAUCAUUAGUCUUACUUUAAUAGAUUCACAUCUUAAAACACCUAUGUAUUUUUUCCUUCGAAACUUCUCCUUCUUAGAAAUUUCAUUCACAACAGUCUGUAUUCCCAGAUUCCUAUACAGUAUAUCGACUGGAGAUAAUACUAUUACUUACAAUGCUUGUGCAUGUCAAAUAUUUUUUAUUGGACUCUUUGGAGCAACAGAAUUUUUUCUUCUGGCUGCUAUGUCUUAUGACCGCUAUGUGGCCAUCUGCAAGCCUCUUCAUUACAUGACUAUCAUGAACAAUAGAGUGUGCACCACCCUUGUCCUCUGCUGCUGGGUUUCUGGAUUGGUGAUAAUCAUCACACCACUUGGUAUGGGCCUUGAGCUGGAAUUCUGUGACUCCAAUGUCAUUGAUCAUUUUGGGUGUGAUGCAUCUCCCCUUUUUAAGAUUUCAUGUUCAGAUACAUGGUUCAUAGAACAGAUAGUUAUAAUUUGUGCAGUUUUGACAUUUAUUAUCACACUCAUAGGUGUGGUUCUUUCUUACAUAUAUAUUAUCAAAACAAUUAUAAAAUUUCCUUCUGCUCAACAAAGGAAAAAAGCUUUUUCCACUUGUUCUUCUCAUAUGAUUGUUGUUUCUAUCACUUAUGGUAGUUGUAUUUUCAUCUAUAUUAAACCUUCAGCCAAAGAGGAGGUGGGCAUUAAUAAAGGAGUAUCUGUGCUCACUACAUCUGUUGCUCCAUUGUUGAAUCCCUUCAUUUACACCUUGAGAAAUAAGCAAGUAAAGCAAGCUUUCAAUGACACAAUUAAAAAAAUUGCAUUUAUCUCAAACAAAUGA
Messenger RNA from Elephantulus edwardii (Cape elephant shrew), 939 nucleotides. Its product is annotated as olfactory receptor 6C2-like. The transcript has a single exon. Lineage: Eukaryota; Metazoa; Chordata; Mammalia; Macroscelidea; Macroscelididae. Gene Ontology annotation, cellular component: membrane. The record is from RefSeq and is a predicted model, not a curated record. Bases 1 to 939 code for a protein of 312 amino acids. Gene Ontology annotation, biological process: G protein-coupled receptor signaling pathway. Gene Ontology annotation, molecular function: G protein-coupled receptor activity; olfactory receptor activity.